UGCAUGUGGAGACAGGUUUUCUUUUCGGGAGAAAUAACACAUCCAAGUCGAAGGGCAAAUCUGCAGAUGCUGGAUAUGAUUCAUAUCCAGCACUAUAGACAUAGCCUUAUUGAUGCUCUCUGUUUUGAUUUUUUGCAUUUGUUCUUUCUUUCUGGUGGAAGGAAUCUAUAAAGAAGGGAGAGUCAAUAAUUUACUGUGAAAGUGACUGUUGUGAAGGAAAAUAAAGUCUCAUGAAUUAUAAAACUGAAAAAUGUUCUUUUGUUUUGGAUUCCAAAGAAGCCUCGAUCAAAGAGACUAACCAAAAAAGCUAAGAUGAAAUCAAAAGUUGAUUCCCCAUUACCCUGUCUUCUUCAACCCAUUCUCAUCUUUAGUAAUAGAACACAUCCACUCUGAAACUUCCCCAUAGAGAGGAUAAAGGAAAGAAGAUGCAGAAAAUCCAGAAUUUUCAUCUUCUACAGUCUCUUCUGCCUCUGAAUUUCUUCUUGUUCUUUGGUUGUUCCAUUUCCCAGAAAACUGACCCAACUUCUUGUGGGAAAUUCCAAAUUCAACCCCCUUUCCUGAGUUCCCCAUUGAACCAUAUGAUCCUCUGCAGAUCUCAGAAACUGUAUUUCAGAACUUCAAUUGGCCUCUUCCCCAUCUCCUCCAUUGAUUACUCUACCAGAACUCUGAUAAUCUCUCAGUUUCCUUCUUCUUAUUCUUCUUCCUCCACCCAUUUUGUUUCCCCUUCACUUCUAUCCUCAGGGCUUCCUUCUCCACCAGACCUCACCAACUCACUCCUCCUCUUCCACUGCUCAAACCCAACAAAACCCAUCUCUGAAUCUGCCAAAACCUGCACCCACUUACCCAAUUUUGGAGCUUCACCCAAAACAUCUUGUUUGAUCCUUGACGAUCUAAGAAACCUGAACCACAGUUUCCAUCCAAAUGACAUGAAUUGCUCCCAUUACACAAGGGUUUACAGAAACUCCUCAGAUUUUGAGCUCAGAAAUGGGUAUAAAUUGGGAACUACGAUCUCUUUUGACAUUCCUGAUCAUGUUCCUAAUCUGUGUAACGAGUGUGGGAAGCCUGGUGGGCACUGUGGGGUGGGUUUGAGAUGCAUAUGCCAUGUUCUUGAGUGCAAAGAUAAGGUGUUUUCUGAGGGUGGGAUUGUCAGCCCUGGUGGAAAAUUUCUUCUUUAUUUGUUGGCUGUUUUAGUGAUGAUCAUGUAGUCAUUGUAAUCAGUGCAAAAGAAACUCUUGUAACUUAAUUCAGUGAUACAUAUGUAUAUUUGAUAUUUCUCUUUGCAGCUUGUAGUGAUGAAUACUUUGUUGAUACUUGAGAUUUGUAUUUGCUAAA
Molecule: messenger RNA, 1332 nt
Organism: Momordica charantia (bitter melon)
Lineage: Eukaryota; Viridiplantae; Streptophyta; Magnoliopsida; Cucurbitales; Cucurbitaceae
Source: RefSeq, a predicted model, not a curated record